Messenger RNA from Colossoma macropomum (tambaqui), 2374 nucleotides. RefSeq names its product SMAD family member 9 (gene smad9). The transcript has 7 exons. The record is from RefSeq and is a predicted model, not a curated record. Gene Ontology annotation, biological process: transforming growth factor beta receptor signaling pathway; BMP signaling pathway; regulation of transcription by RNA polymerase II. The coding region runs from base 285 to 1685 and encodes 466 amino acids. Gene Ontology annotation, molecular function: DNA-binding transcription factor activity, RNA polymerase II-specific; RNA polymerase II cis-regulatory region sequence-specific DNA binding; I-SMAD binding. Gene Ontology annotation, cellular component: heteromeric SMAD protein complex. NCBI's taxonomy places the organism in Eukaryota, Metazoa, Chordata, Actinopteri, Characiformes, Serrasalmidae.
CUGCCGUGGAGUCCAAACACGCGCUACACCUCCAAUCAGAGCGAGGCUGGAGAGAGCGGGCAGAAAACACGGCGCAGAGCGGCUUUCACUGGACACAGACCGAUACAGAUAAAAGGAGUAAUACCCACACUCUGGGCCUUCCCCUUCAGGGGGUUCACCGUCAAGUUCAGUUGGAUCUUGGCUGAGAGAAAGCAAACUGAGGCCCUUUUUUUCCUCCUCAGUAGCAGCCAUUCCAGCCCAUCCUGCUCUAAUUCCCUCUGAGCUUUGUUGCGCUUCGUGGCCAGAUGCACUCCACCACAUCCAUCACCUCGCUGUUCUCCUUCACCAGCCCGGCCGUGAAGCGCCUGCUGGGCUGGAAGCAGGGAGAUGAGGAGGAGAAGUGGGCCGAGAAGGCCGUGGACUCCCUGGUGAAGAAGCUGAAAAAGAAGAAAGGGGCGAUGGAGGAGCUGGAGAAAGCUCUGAGCUGCCCGGGUCAGCCCAGCAAAUGUGUGACCAUCCCACGCUCGCUGGACGGAAGGCUGCAGGUGUCCCACCGGAAGGGCCUGCCUCACGUCAUCUACUGCCGCGUGUGGCGCUGGCCGGACCUGCAGUCUCACCACGAACUGAAAGCCCUGGACUGCUGCGAGUUCCCCUUUGGCUCCAAGCAGAAGGACAUCUGUGUGAACCCCUACCAUUACCGCCGUGUGGAGACACCAGUGUUGCCUCCAGUCCUGGUGCCUCGUCACAGUGAGUUCAACCCUCAGCACAGCUUACUGGCCAAGUUCCGCAACGCUUCCCUACACAACGAGCCACUGAUGCCGCAGAAUGCCACUUUCCCAGACUCCUUCCCCCCGAUGCCCUGCAGCUCUUUCUCCACCUCUCCAUCCAGCUCUCUGCAGUCCCCCACUGCAAACAGCUACCCCAGCUCCCCCAGCAGCACCGCUGACCCUGCAAGCCCUUACCACAUCACAGCAGAGACCCCACCACCGCCUUACAGCAUGAUGGAAACCAGCCCUCCAGAGGACGUGAAGCCAGGAGAAUCCUCCAACCCCAUUAAACUCACCCUGUCUGCUCCACACAGAGAUUUGCGGCCAGUCUGUUAUGAGGAGCCAGAGCACUGGUGCUCUGUAGCCUACUAUGAACUCAACAACCGAGUGGGUGAGACUUUCCACGCCUUAUCCCGAAGCAUCCUGGUGGACGGGUUCACAGAUCCGUCCAACAACAAGAACCGCUUCUGCCUGGGACUGCUCUCCAACGUCAACCGCAACUCCACCAUCGAGCACACCCGCAGGCACAUAGGCAAAGGGGUGCACCUGUACUACGUGGGUGGCGAGGUGUAUGCGGAGUGCCUCAGUGACAGCAGUAUUUUCGUCCAGAGCCGCAACUGCAACUACCAGCAUGGCUUCCACGCCACCACUGUCUGCAAAAUUCCCAGCGGCUGCAGCCUCAAGAUCUUCAACAACCAGCUGUUCGCCCAGCUACUGUCCCAGUCAGUCAACCACGGCUUCGAGGUGGUCUACGAGCUCACAAAGAUGUGCACCAUCAGAAUGAGCUUUGUUAAGGGCUGGGGAGCAGAAUACCACCGUCAGGAUGUCACCAGCACCCCCUGCUGGAUAGAGAUCCACCUGCAUGGGCCUCUGCAGUGGCUCGACAAAGUUCUGACCCAAAUGGGCUCCCCACACAACCCCAUCUCAUCUGUGUCCUAACAGUGUAUAUACACCGGUAAACCUACAGCACAUCCAGAGGAUCAGCACAGGAGGAAUCUGCGUCAAAAUCACCAUCUCAUUUUCACUACAGCUAUAUGGUACAAGUAGAUUAUCUGAUGCUAAAAAUACCUUUAAAGGGAGGUUCCACCGAUUUAAAAAAAAAUCCUGUAUUAAUUAGUCGUUGAGAUGUAAACAAAGUCAUUCAGAAUGUUAUACCGCAGAGAAAAGUACCAGCUCAGAUGCCUUUACAGUGGUGGUGAUAGGAACGGGAAGCCUACAACACAAAUAUAACCAUUUUAUUUGCAAUACCAACAACCAGUGAACCUACACAUCGUCUGAAUUUUAAAAGUAAUGUUGGUAAUGGUAAAAAAGUGGUAAAUAAAAAUAGUGGUUUCUUGCCUUCUACCCACCGAGCGCUGGGAUAGGCUCCAGCACCCCCAACCCCACCACACACAACCCGGGAGAAUAAGCGGCUGAAUAAAUGAAUGAAUGAAUGAAUAAAAAUGCUUAAUAAUUCCCUGCCUCUAUUUCUGUAUUUAAAAAAACAAGUGUUAGGCCAAAGUCUUAUCUCAGCACUACUGUAAAACAAUACCAGUCAUUAGGCAGCAUAUUCAUAACUACUUCAUGUAAUAAAUUUCUGUAAGGGGAGCUUUUAGAGGCAUUAAAUGCUUUGGAUGUCUGGUUCCUAU